CACCGCACGGUUGUUGGUGGGCGCAGUAGAGCGGCUACAGCUGAGAAGAAAAGAUGUUUGGCUUUCACAAACCGAAGAUGUAUCGGAGUAUAGAGGGCUGCUGUAUUUGCAGAGCUAAGUCCUCCAGUUCUCGUUUCACUGACAGCAAACGUUAUGAAAAGGAUUUCCAAAAUUGUUUUGGGCUCCAUGAGGCCCGCUCAGGAGAUAUUUGCAAUGCAUGUGUCCUUUUGGUGAAAAGAUGGAAAAAAUUGCCAGCAGGAUCCAAAAAAAACUGGAAUCACGUGGUAGAUGCCAGGGCUGGACCCAGUCUUAAAACAACAUUGAAACCAAAGAAAAUGAAAACUCUGUCUGGAAGCAGAAUAAAGAGCAAUCAAAUCAGCAAACUGCAGAAGGAAUUCAAGCGGCACAAUUCCGAUGCCCACAGCACCACUUCGAGUGCCUCCCCAGCUCAGUCACCCUGUUACAGUAACCAGUCUGAUGAUGGCUCUGACACAGAGAUGAGCGCUGGGUCCAGCAGAACACCGGUUUUCUCCUUUUUAGAUCUCACGUAUUGGAAAAGGCAAAAGGUCUGCUGUGGAAUUAUUUACAAAGGGCGUUUUGGGGAAGUCCUCAUAGACACUCAUCUCUUCAAACCUUGCUGUAGCAAUAAAAAGUCUGCCACUGAAAAGCCAGAACAAGAAGGACCACAAUCUCCAGCAAUCUCCACCCAAGAGGAGUGGUGACUUCCUUGGAUAGCUGCAGAAGGUUAUACAGAUCCUCUUAUUCUCUGGAAAAAUACUAGAAAAGUGACUGUUCACUUUGGACACCUGCUAUGCUGCCAAAAGACUGUUCCCUAGAACUGUUUUGGAUUUUACUGCUACAAUUCCACAAACUCUGAAGCCAGUUUGUAUCCUUUCAGAAAGACUGUACAUAAAUAUUUAAGAUGCUAUGGAACACUUAGCAAAGCUGAAUGCUGCUGCAAGGUUGUCUAAUCUUCCCCGGCUCUCCACACCCCACUCACUUCACAAGUGAAUACGAGGAUGGGGUUUUGUAUAUUAAAGUAUAUGUAGUUCAUGUUUCUGUAUUGAAAGAAGCAGUGGUUGUAAGGCAUUUUUUUUUAAAGUUGGUUGGUAACCUCCCUUAAAUCCCCAAGAAAAUAUUUCAUUCUUAGACAUGUAUGAGUCAAUAAGAUGAACUAAUACAUAGAAAUGUUAUAAGUCACCUCUCUAGUUAUAUAAAUAUAUAUUUUUUAAAGGUGUGGAGAUCUCACCCUAUACUACUGACGUAACAAAGACAAAUAUUUCAUCCCUCCUAUGUGACACAGACUGGUAAACUGCAGACAUCUCUACUACAAGUGGUAGUUACCUGAGAAGGCCCCAACAUAAAGUGCUCUUCAGAAGGGGUGAGAGAGCUCUCCUCCUUAGCUAAGGAGGAACAUUUACCUAAGAAUUGAACAUAGCAAAAUGGGAGGCUACUUUGUUUUAAUCCAGCAGCAAACACCCUGGACUUCUUGUAGUAACUGACUGGUGAUCAGAGAUGGACCAAGAAAACGUCUUGAUGCCCAACUUAGGUGUAGAUGAUGGCCAAAACUGAGUAACUGCUGUCUGUUGGCCUAGUGCAGCUGAAAUGUGACCACAGACCAGACUUCCUGCUGGUUUUGGACCUGACAUAGAACCAAACCCCUCACUAAGCAAAUCAGGCUCUGGUCCAGGGACUUAAUCUGAUUGCAGGCUGGGGUCUGGAUUCCUGAUUGCUGUUUCGGAACCCUUCCCCUGCAGUGCUUCUCUGCGUUUGGGUUUUGGUUUUUUGUUUGUUUGUUUAAACAACCACCAGAUCAAUCCUUCUGUGAAUACUGAAUACGAAAAGUUCUGUUAAGAAUGGUGCUGUACCGAAUCGAGGCAGCUCUGUUUGCAUGUGCGAUCAAAAGAUAGUAUUUUUUACAUGGAUUCCCAGACAAACUUGGGUGCAAACCAUUGUGACACUCCUUCAAACUUCACUUCACCUGUAGGGUGGAAGUAGCUUCCUGGAAGAGUGUGCUGCAGUUUUAGCUUCCAGUUGCUUCAUGUUCCUUUUAUGAAGGUUUAACUUGUGUAAGCUGGGAAUUCUGCUUUUUUUGUUUGUUUCCGUUUUCGGGGGGAGGGGAGAUUUUUCUUACUAUUACUCUUUUGGGAUAUUCUACAAUGGAUUGCUACAAGCUUUCCUUCUUGUGAGAGUCAUUGGCAUGAUACUGUGGUGGGUAGGGCUUAGGACUGGAUUUCCGUGUAAUCUCACUUCCUGAAAUGGGAAUGCUUAGCAAAUGAAAAUACAGGUGGGGAAGGAUAUGCAGGUUUUAAGAGGAGCCUCUACCCUCAAAGCUUUUUUCUUUUUUUUUUGCUCUCCUUCCGUUGGGUAAGCCAGCCUCUGGAGAGAAAGAACAUCGGGGAAACAGGGCUUUGACUUAUCACAGCCUUACAGCUUAGAGCUUUCAUUGGUCUUAUUUUGCUGUUCCUAAACUCUCUGAGAUUCUGAAGGGAGGACAAAGCUGCCUACCUUGCUUUCAUCUGCAACCAAAUAGAAUCAUAGAAGCAUUUAGGUUGGAAAAGACCUUUAAAAUCAUCGAGUCCAACCGUAGAUACAAUGGAUACUUGCUUGUAUAAUGGCUUAACUAGGUUGGUCAUGUCUAAUAAGGGCUUGAGCAAGAGUCCUAGCUGUUUUUGCAGACACCUGCUUUCAUUUGAAUUUGUGUUUUCAGCAUCAAUAAUUCUGUACACCUAAGGCUGCAGUAUUGGUGGUAGGAUGUGCUCUGAUACGGAUCAUCUCUUCUGUAUUUAUUUAUUUAUUGCUAGAUUUCAACCGCCAAGUGCUUCCCCUACUCCCUCCCACCUCUUCCAUUCCUGGUAGUAAUGCAAAAUGAACUGUAUGUAGUCAUGCACUUUGUAUUAAUGUAUUAGAAAUCUAUGGAACCUGUUUUGUACUUUUAUACUGUUCAGACACUUGUAAUCCAAACUUUUUUUUACUAGGGUAAUGAAUAAAUUUAGACUUAUUUAGAAAAUA
Molecule: messenger RNA, 3012 nt
Organism: Gymnogyps californianus (California condor)
Lineage: Eukaryota; Metazoa; Chordata; Aves; Accipitriformes; Cathartidae
Gene: SINHCAF
Product: SIN3-HDAC complex associated factor
Exons: 6
Coding region: 54-722 (222 amino acids)
Biological process (GO): negative regulation of cell migration
Source: RefSeq, a predicted model, not a curated record